CUGGGCAGCGGGGUGCGCGCGGGCGCUGGGCAGUGGGACACGCGCUGGCUCUGGGCAGCAAGGUGUGGACGGACGCUGGGCAGCGGAGCGCGUGCGGGCGCUGGACAGCGGGGCGCGCGAAGGUACAGGGUAGCAGGGCGCGCACGGGCGCUGGGCAGCGGGGCAUGCGUGGGCGCUGGGCAGCAGGGCGCGCGCGGGCGCUGGGCAGCGGGGCGCGCACUGGCGCUGGGCAGCGGGGGACGCGCAGGGACGGGGCAGCAGGGCGCGUACGGGCGCUGGGCAGCGGGGCGCGAUGGGCAGUGGGGUGCGCUGGCGCACUGGAAAGCAGGGCGCGCUGGCGCGUUGGGCAGCGGGGCGCGCUGGCAUGCUGGGCAGUGGGGCGCGCUACUCUGGUCCUGA
Messenger RNA from Closterium sp. Naga37s-1, 399 nucleotides. The record is from the annotation of a GenBank genome assembly. Lineage: Eukaryota; Viridiplantae; Streptophyta; Zygnematophyceae; Desmidiales; Closteriaceae.